AUGCCUCUUCAUUCCUCGGAAGAUGGGGAGAGAGACCACGAAGGUCACGAUCAUGGCGACCAUGGCGACAAUACGACUAAUUCGGAGACUCUCUGCCAAGACGAGGUCAGUGAAAAGCCCACUGUUUCAGCUAUCCAGCGAUGGCGGACAGCAAGCAAACGUGUUCGAAACGGCGCAUCCACGUUAGCAGACCGACUGGGACGACCGCAUGAAAGAGAAGCGGAUGGACUGGAUUCACCCAUCACUCCCGAGUGGUAUGGAGCCACAGACGACAUACAAGCAUUCGACGCCCGUCAAGCCCAUGAUGAAGAAGACAGAAUCCCUGGAACAGACACGGGAUCCCAAGCCCGUCUCCUGGUGGAACAAUUAGGGUUAGAACACCCGCCACGACGCCCACCUAUCGAAGAACCUCGCUCUGGGGCAACGACUCCAGGAACUCCCGAUGAGCACAUGAUGGGCCAGUCGGAAGGGCCCCCAGGAGGAAUGCUCUCGCAUCUACUCCGUGUCUAUGCCAACAACCUUCAAACGGCUAGUCGCAUGAGUCUCGUCUCCACUGCAUCGUCGACAGACCCUGACACGGAAACACUGGCGCCCUCCAUUGCGCCCUCUGCCGUACCCUCUGGCACUGUAACACCAGGUGGCAAAAGAGACAAAGUGAAAUGGUAUGCCAACGGCACCAAGCCUGCUAAGAAGCCAACACACAGCUAUACUUCCUCGCUCAUUCAUGCAUCGAUGGAUAUGGGCCGAGUUGGAGUCCCUGCUGCCACAGGGCCGGCUCCUGCAAACUCGAAGGAGCGGAAGAAGCACAAACGCCAAAGCAAGAAGAAUGUGGCGCUUACAGUACAUAUUGCUGCUCUCUUGUCACGGCAGCAGUAUAUCAUGCAGCUAUGCCGAGCUCUCAUGAAGUACGGUGCCCCGACUCACCGACUGGAAGAGUAUAUGACGAUGACAUCCAACGUCUUGGAAGUCAAGGCACAGUUCCUGUAUAUUCCAGGCUGUAUGUUCAUGUCCUUCGAUGACCCGUUUACUCGUACGGCCGAGGUGAAGAUCAUCAGAGUGAUCCAAGGACUGGAUUUGUCCCGUUUGGCGGAGACGCACAACGUCUACAAGAACGUGGUGCACGACGUGAUCGGCGUCGAACAGGCUACGCAGGAUUUGGAUCAGAUUAUGCAGCGCAAACCACGCUACAAUAAAUGGGUGCUGGUCUGUCUGACUGGGCUCGCCAGUGUUGCAGUUGGUCCAUACUCCUUCAGCGCUCGCCCAGUUGACCUGCCCAUUAUCUUUAUACUCGGAUGCUUGGUAGGCUUCAUGCAACAUGUCAUCGCCCCUAACUCGGCCACAUACUCGAACGUCCUCGAGGUAUCCGCUGCCAUUCUCACGUCCUUCCUUGCGCGCGCGUUCGGAAGUAUUCACCAUAACGGCGAACGAGUGUUCUGCUUUUCAGCCAUGGCCCAAUCUUCGAUUGCCAUGAUUCUCCCCGGUUUUGCCGUCCUUAGCAGUAGUCUGGAACUACAAUCGCAUCAAAUGAAUGCAGGCUCUAUCCGCAUGGUCUUCACAAUCAUCUACUCCCUCUUCCUCGGUUACGGCGUGACAGUCGGAACCACGAUCUACGGCUUAAUGGACGGAAACGCCUCAGACCAAUCGACAUGCACAGGCUUACCGGAGGUCUGGGGCAACGAAUAUAUUCAGCACUUCCCUUUCGUGGCGCUAUUCUGUCUCUUUGCCGCUCUCAUCAACCAAGCCAAGCCUAAACAGCUCCCAGUGACAAUCUUCAUGGGCGUUUGCGGCUACGUGGCGAACUACUUCAGCACCAAGAAACUCGGUUCAAACCAGGUCGCCAACACCGUUGGUGCCUUUACCAUCGGCCUCUUGGCCAAUCUUUACAGUCGCGUGUGGCAUGGCCACGCCGCUGCCGCUAUCAUCCCUGGAAUCUUCACCCUCGUCCCUUCCGGUCUUGCGUCCAGUGGAUCAAUCAUCUCAGGACUGGAGUAUGCCGACGCCGUGGCCUCUGGUAAUGUCACCAGCGCGACUACCAGUGCCACAUCCAGUAGCUCGCUCACUUCGCUGGGCUAUGGAAUGAUCCAGACAGCCAUCGGUAUUUCCGUCGGGCUGUUCAUCUCGGCUCUCAUUGUUUAUCCGCAUGGAAAGAAGCGCAGUGGAAUUUUCAGUCUUUAG
Molecule: messenger RNA, 2175 nt
Organism: Penicillium nucicola
Lineage: Eukaryota; Fungi; Ascomycota; Eurotiomycetes; Eurotiales; Aspergillaceae
Product: threonine/serine exporter family protein
Exons: 1
Coding region: 1-2175 (724 amino acids)
Biological process (GO): transmembrane transport
Molecular function (GO): transmembrane transporter activity
Source: RefSeq, a predicted model, not a curated record